AGAGCCUUGCCUCUGUGUAUAUAUACAUUACUAUAAAUAAUAUAUUUUAUUAUAAAUAGUCGACUUCCUCCUUUCAUUUUCGUAUAAAACUUAUAUCGCAUAGGUUAACACAACUAAAGAAUACCCGUGAUAUGUUGAAAUGCAAAUUGAUAAGCUACAGCAACUUAAAAUGUGUAUCUUCAAGUGUAACACGACACAAAAUAUUAUUUGGAUAUUUAGAGAACAAUCAAAUUACUUCCCCUAAAAGAAAACAUUUGAAAUACUCGACUUCCAACAAUGGACCAUGGAAGGUUUUAUUUUUUGGUAAUGAUGCAUUUUCAUUAGAAAAUAUCAAUGCAUUGAAUAUUGCCUAUAGAGAAAGAGGGUUACUUCAAUGUUUGGAAGUUGUUAGCUCAAACAAAGAAACUCCUGUAGCAAAAUAUGCUAAAAAAUACAAUAUUAAGUUACAUUCAUGGCCAUCGGAUAUAAAAGAAAAAGUUUUUGAUAUUGGUGUUGUUGCUUCAUUUGGUUAUUUAAUUCCAUCAAGAAUCAUCAAAUUAUUUCCAUUAGGCAUAAUCAAUGUACAUGGAAGCAUAUUACCCAAAUGGCGAGGUGCUGCUCCAGUAACAUAUGCUUUAAUAAAUGGAGACACAGAAACUGGGAUUUCUAUUUUAAAAAUAUUACCAAAGAAAUUCGAUGUUGGCGCAAUAAUUAUUCAAGAGAAAAUUGAAAUUCAUCCAGAGGAAACUCGUAUUGAAUUGGAGAAAAAAUUAGCUCGUAUAGGUGCAGAUCUAUUAAUUAAAACAAUUACUCAAUUACCUGAUAUAUUAACUACAGCAAAAUCUCAAACAGAAGAAGGAGUAACGUAUGGUAAAAAGAUUUUAAUUAAUUUAUGCAUUAAUAAUUAAUAAAUCAUUUAUUUUACUUAGCACCGA
Messenger RNA from Ceratosolen solmsi marchali, 914 nucleotides. RefSeq names its product methionyl-tRNA formyltransferase, mitochondrial. The coding region runs from base 132 to 887 and encodes 251 amino acids. Gene Ontology annotation, cellular component: mitochondrion. Gene Ontology annotation, biological process: biosynthetic process; conversion of methionyl-tRNA to N-formyl-methionyl-tRNA. Gene Ontology annotation, molecular function: methionyl-tRNA formyltransferase activity. NCBI's taxonomy places the organism in Eukaryota, Metazoa, Arthropoda, Insecta, Hymenoptera, Agaonidae. The record is from RefSeq and is a predicted model, not a curated record. The transcript has 4 exons.